AUGGCACAGUCUCGCGACUGCUACAAGCGCCGGCACGGCAAGGCGACGUGGCGCUGUGGCAAGUAUGCUCACAAGGAUCGACCCAAGUGCUGCUGCUCCGACUGGGCUCUGAUGGCCUACCAUAAGGAUGAUGCGUACCGGAAGGACUUUUGCCCCAAGACACCGAAGUGGUACGACUUCACCUCUAGCCUGAAGAUCGACGUCAACAGCGGCUGGCAGGCGAAGUACGUGCAAGCGGAGAAGUGCGAGCUCCACCGGGAUACUUCCGUGGCGCGCUAUAACAAGAAGAAGUCUGCGGGAGACAAGGUGUCUGCCACCUUUGGAACGGUGGGUCAGUGGAUCUCGGACCACCGGCCGAGGAUUGGCGAGUAUCAGGUGCCGGUCGUGGACGCGCAAGGGCAGAGAGGCCUCCAAACACGGCGCUUCUGGUAUACGCAUGCUGGAAACGCAGCGAAGUACGACCACCACUGA
Messenger RNA from Symbiodinium natans, 471 nucleotides. Lineage: Eukaryota; Dinophyceae; Suessiales; Symbiodiniaceae. The record is from the annotation of a GenBank genome assembly.